Molecule: messenger RNA, 1664 nt
Organism: Paramuricea clavata
Lineage: Eukaryota; Metazoa; Cnidaria; Anthozoa; Malacalcyonacea; Plexauridae
Source: the annotation of a GenBank genome assembly
AUGUCCUACACUCACAUCACUCUCGACGUGGGAGCUGCAAUCAAGGCUUUUCAUGUGGUUUGGAACAAUCCAGGUGCGUGGUCCGACAUUAUAAUUCAUCUAGGGGAUUUUCAUGCAAUAAUGGCCUUUUUGCGGUUAUUGGGCGUUUCGUGGAGGGUAGUGGAUUCGAAGAUGUGUUAUUUCAAGCGGGUCAGUGUAGCUCUGGAAGCAUUACCUGAGUGAUGAGUGGAAAGCACUACAAUCGAUGUUGGCUUGUUCACGAAGCGUUUUCCGAGGCAUUGGAAAGACUCUUUAUGUAAUAUAUGAACAACGAGAGCGAGUGUUUCACCGGGAUAUCCAAACACGAGAAAACAACGUAUGAAAACACGAGCGCGAAGCGCGAGUGUUUUCAUACAUUGUUUUCGAGUGUUUGGAUAUCCCGGUGAGACACGAGCUCGAGUUGUUUAUAUGGCUUCUCAAAUGAAUCGAGACGUAAUAGAAUGUUUUUGUUUGUUGAUUUGAAUAGAAUUCUUAACCAAGCAUAACGUAAUUAGGAAUUCUAUUCAAGUAAUUUUGCAUGCGUAAUUAAGAUAUUUGAUGAAAACACUAGUGACUUUCAUCAAGUAUCCAAAUGGCAUCUUGUGAUCAAAUAGGUGAUUAUCAUUGGCUGAAUUGCUCAUGAAUUAUUAAUGAAUUUGAGAAAGAACAAUAUUUACCAACCAUGCCAGAGAAAGUUGAGGAGUUCGCCCAAAGUGACCCCGCCCAAGGAACAAGUUUAACGAACAUUCUUAUUAAGCAAUGCCAAACACAUAAAACCAAAUGUUUGAACGGAGAAUUUGGAAAAACACACCAGUAUUGGGAAAAAUAUAUGGAGCUAAUUGAUCGUCAGCAGAAAUUGCACUUUUCCAUCAAUACCAAUGAUCAUGAUCUGAGAAUGCUCAUUUGGAAAAAUCUUUGCCUUUCUGCUUCGCUACCAAUCGGGUUCAUUAUGCUCGCAAUGGCACAUAUUAUGUCGGUGGCUUAGAAUGUAUCGACAGCACUCACCCAGGAGCAAGACAGGAGAUCGAAGAUCUUGGUUUGUCCGUGCGGAGAAAUCAACUUGGCAUAGGACAGGCAAUCGGCAUGGCAGGCGAACAAAGUUACCUGAGAAGCGCAAAGACUGCGGGUAAUUUCAUAUUUAUGAAUUAAAACAUCUGUUGUAUUAAUGCGAUCUUCUUAAACAAUCUUUUCUUACAUAUGACGAACGCCAUAGUUAUAUACUUCAGAUGUAUUGUCAUUCUCUUUGUUUUUCAGGUGGAGUCACGCAGUUUGCUGCAAAAGAAAACACUGUUGCAAAGUGGGUCAUGAAUAGGCCAUAUCAAACCAAGUUUGUCGAAUCGUUACUGAACCUAUCAGGAAUGUCCACUACAACGUCAAAUCCACGAAAAUGUCUACGAAGCAGUGAAAUUCUUAAGUCGAAUAAGAUGGUGGGAAAAAAAAUGGUCGUAUUGCGGACACAAUUCAUCAAUCCCUUCCAACCUGAUCUUGACAAGGAUGAGUUGUUCAACUUGGUAUCGGGGUAUCCGGCUACAGAGAAUGUACGCAACUGCUUACUCACACUUGAAUCAAGAGGAAAGGAGCUAAUGGAUGAAUUUCAGGACAGACUUACAACGGAAUCAACAGGAUCGUCCAAAACAGUUUUUUGA